Hypomesus transpacificus is the source of this 10824-nucleotide messenger RNA. RefSeq names its product protein tyrosine phosphatase receptor type Q (gene ptprq). Gene Ontology annotation, biological process: protein dephosphorylation. The record is from RefSeq and is a predicted model, not a curated record. Gene Ontology annotation, molecular function: protein tyrosine phosphatase activity; protein binding. NCBI's taxonomy places the organism in Eukaryota, Metazoa, Chordata, Actinopteri, Osmeriformes, Osmeridae.
AAUAACUAACUGACUUGGUGAUACGAGUUGCUGUCUGAUGAUUUGACCACCACAUCAUUCCAAAUGGGGGACACGGCUCGUCUCUAUUUAUUUGCGGGGUUAUGUCAGAUGGUCUACCUGUCAUGUGUGCAGUGGUCAGAGCCUGUUGUGGUUGAAGUUGUGUUUGGUCACUUCCCUUCCGGUCCAGAUCCUGAUCUCUACCUGGUCAACUUGAGCAACCACACGGAGUGGUUGGAACCCGUGCAUUGCACAUCAUGUUCACCUGAAUGCAGGACGUUUCUACGAUUGGCUGGGGACCCAGGAGGAUAUGAAAUCACACUUACAGCCAUCCGACACAAUGCUUCAGUGGCGAAUAAGACCUUUCACAUUGACCCAGCGCCCCUCUCAUCCCUGCAGGCAGACACCACCACCACCACCGCUCUGCUCACCUGCACGCUGCAGGCAGGACACACACUCACCACGCUCAGUCUACAUGACACCAGCUCGCUGACCAGAACACACACCUGUCAGACGCAACCCUCAGGAACACGCUGCCGGUACGAAGUGACAGGUUUACAGGCUGGGACGCGCUAUAGCGUCCGAGCGAGUGUGACCUCCUCUCUUCCCGCCCUCAACAUCACCUCAACACAAAGACAUCACGUCGACAUCGAAACAGCCAAGUGUCCCAUUGGCUGGCUGGCUAGCGGGCGGAGUUGCUACAGCAUAAGGAGGAGGGGUUUAGCGUGGGUUCACGCCCAGAGCGCGUGCAGGGGCGUGGCUGGAGGAGUUCACCUUGCUGACCUCAAAACCCAGGAGGAUCUCCUCUUCAUGUCCACGCACCUGCUUACCCACAAUUCACUGCUGCUGCUGUGGACUGCACUCAAUGAUCGACAGGAAGAGGGUGACCCUCGCUGGUCCGAUGGCUCCAUCUACAACCUGACCAACGAGGUGACAUCAUCACUGCUGUCCAAUCAGACGGACUGCUUUGCCUUCCAGAGGAAUGCCACAGGGCCAGGCUACUUCCUAACUCCAUUCUUCUGUGACAUGUCUCUCCCUUUCAUCUGCCACCACCAGAUCCCUCCAGUCCCUCCCUCGAUCUCCUUUGAGGUGGUGCAGGUGACCGAGAGAGCGGCGGAGCUCGGCUGGGGUGACCUCUCUCCUCUGAAUGCCAGCCCUCAGUCCGUCCCUCAGGUCUGCGUGCAGUACGAAGAGGAGGAUGGGGACGGAGAGAGGACGGAGGAAGAGGUGGAUGGGAAGGAGGGGACAGGGAGGAGUGUUAGCAGCAGGGUGGGGGGUAUGCGUGUCCCUGUGUCUCUGUCAGCCAGAGGGGCUAACAUGACGGGUCUGGCCCCAGGGAGGCUUUACUCUGUCUCCCUCACAGCGUCGGAUCCAGCUGGGGCCUCUUGGAGCCUCGGACGUAUACACACUGUACACACCCGGCCCAUCCCUCCACAGAAUGUCUCUGUGGGAAACAUCACAACCAAUCAGAUCACGGUUCAUUGGGUGGCCCCCGAGUCCCAGCAUGCAGAGCGUUGGAAGGUCAUAGUUCGCUGGGUGGACAUGUCCUCAGGACAGGAGAGGGUUGAGGGAGUCCACAACGUAUCGAGGAGAUCUGGGAUUGGUGGACGACAGACAUACUCUGCUGUGAUUGGACAGCUGGAGUCGUUCAGGAAGUACAAGGUCGGAGUUCACACCGUCACAGAGGGCGGGGUGGAAAGCUGUGGAGAUACAUCUCUGAUACGCACUGCACUGAGGCCCCCAAGUCACCUGACUGUGUCAAGUCGAGAUGGAAACCUCACCGUGUGCUGGACCCCCCCGCCAGACGAACAGCCUGAUGGGUAUGAAGUCACGGCACACCCCGGCGACGGCAUAGAUCCAAGCCCUCUCUGGGUCAACCGCUCCAGCCCCGAUGCACUGUGGGUAGAUGAGUCUGUGUGCGUGGUCGUCGUGGGCCCCCUCACCCCAGGUCAGACCUACGAGGUGGGGCUGGUGUCGGUGAGGGAGAGGAGCAGGAGCCUGGAGAUCAGCACUCGUCACACCACAGAGCCCUGUGCGGUGCCGCUAGCUGUACCUCUCUCCGUGGGCAGUGACUCCGUGGUCGUGUUCGUACGGACGCCACGCCUCGGCCUGUUUGACGGCGUCAAGGUAUGUGCGUGCGAAGGGAGGUGUGACGGGGGAUGUGGGGGGAGAGGGUGUGAGGAGGUGUGCGAGGGGUCUCCCUUCACCCCGGACACACACAACAUAACCCUUGGCAACCUAAGUCCUGGAGAAGAGUACCAACUGAGUGUGUACGCAACUAGCAAAGGCCGGCCGAGCCCUCCCUACCAUCCACCGCACCCGAUCAGGACAUGUUUAGCCCCUCCCAGCAGUGUGAGAGCGGGAGAGGUGACGGUGUCGUCUAUAGAGCUGCAGUGGGACCCGGCACCAGGACACGGCCACACCUAUGAGGUCAUCUGUUUGGACUGCCAUCACACCUUCAAGGUGUUAAAAGUGUCAGGUCAGAGUGCAGUGUUUAGAAGUCUAACACCAGGCAGACUGUAUCACUUCAGAGUACGGACAGAGAAGGAGACAUUUACAGACAGCCCUGCUGUUACCUUCAACAUUACAGCAGCCCCCAGUCCAGUGGAGGUGGUGGUGCUCAGUAAAACGACAACUUCAGUGACGCUCGUCUGGGGGACGGCCGGGGGAUUGGUCAGUGGAUACAUCCUGUCAAUCAAAAACCAAACCUCCAAUCAACAGCUAAACCUCACAUCCCUGGAGCAUAGGUUUGAAGACCUGGCCCCUGGUAGCUACUACACUCUACAGGUUAGCAGCACCAAUGGAGAGAGAAGGAGUAACCCUGCUACUGUCAACAUCAGCACCAUUCCAGAAGUCCCUCAGGAAGUGAUGCUGAUUGAACAGGGCGUGACCUCUGUGUUUGUGAGCUGGAGGCCACCACCAGGGGAAGUGAAGGGGUACAAGCUGUCUUUUGGCCUGGUGGGGAACAGGAUGUUGUGGCGUGAGUUGCUUGUCCAGGGUACCAGUUUUGAGAUUGGGGAUUUGACCCCAGGGUCAGACUAUGGCCUCAGUAUUCAAACCUUACUGGGUUCAGACUCCAGCCAACCUGUCAGCAGAGACUUCUACACACGUCCUGCAGGUGUGUGCUCCAUCGCCCUCCUGCAUGUUAACUCCUCGUGCGCCGUGCUGAGCUGGGACACUGCCAUUGGUCACUUUGACUUCCACAGAGUGACCUCGGCCGAGGGCGCCGACACGCGCGCGCUGAGCGUCUCCAAGGAGGAGACGGUCGCCACGUUGACUGCGUUGAGGGCUGGCUGUAGCUACAACGUGAGCGUGGAGCGAGUGAGGCGAGGGGUGGCAGGGGCCGCGGCCACUCUGACCGUGACCACGAUUCCAGAGCGUGUGCGAGGUGUCCGAGUGGUGAGUGUGUCGGCGCGGGCCUUCUCUCUGUGCUGGGAGAAGUCUGAGGGCUGUGUGGAUCAGUACCACGUCAGCUUGCAGCCUGGCCAAGGAAGGGUUUCUGUCUACCCCACACCCUCGGGACACAUCCAGGCCAACGUAGUCAGUGUAAGUCCUGGAACCCAGUUCACGGUCACAGUGACAGCAGACUCUUCCUCCAACAUCGGCCCCCCCGUCAGUCGCAUAGUGAACACCAACUUGACAGUUCCCGGUGCUCCGUUUAGACUGGAGGGAGAGAGAGUGGGCUCCAAUGGGCUCCUCCUGUCUUGGAGCAUGCCUUCUGACACUGCCAUUGUCGACAAAUAUGUCAUCAGGUACAAAGAGAUGUGUCCUUAUCCUGACCCCAGCUUCACCCAGGUGACUAAAGGCCUGUAUGUACCUGAGACCUUGCUCUCCAGCUUCACUCCUGGGUCCACCUACAAUAUCCAGGUGGCGGGAGAAAACUCAGCAGGUGUUGGACCAUUUAGCAAGUCUUUAUACAUAAAGACUGCUGAGGCCCCCCCUGGCCUGGUGAACAGAUUAACUGCCUUUGCUGAGAACCACACCUUCGUAUCAGUCACCUGGUACCUGCCCGAAUUCAUCAACGGUCUCAUCACCAAGUUUGCGGUGAAAGCCAAACACGCUCGCACGGGUCAGACUGUCCGGACACUUGAGCUGAAUGCUGAGGACAUCAUGACUGGAGCCCUACCGCACUGCAACGAUGCAGCAGAUAUCCUGUCUCGUGGGACCCCCAGUCCGUCAGAGGUGACGGCCUCAUCUCCCCCCAUCACCCUGUCGGCCGUGCCCCCCGCCGCAGCCUGGAGCGUCCCCAUCUCUGUGGGGGUGGACAAGCUCCGCCCCUACACAGCUUACGUCUUCGAGGUGUCCGCCUUCACUUCUGAUGGGGAGGGACAGAUCGCCUCCACCAUGGUCCGCAUGCCGGAAUCAGCCCCUGAGGACCCUCCUCAAAACCUCUCUGUGUGGAACGUGACAUCCAGGUCCAUCUCUCUGUCCUGGGACGCUCCCUCCAUCAUCACAGGGAGGUUCUCGUACGUCGUCUACCUCUAUGGACCCAUAGGGUUCAUCUUUGAAAACAGCACAGGAGACUUGAGGUUCAUCUACUCUGGUCUGACCCCCUACACCAGCUACAGAGUGGAUGUCAGGGCCAAGUCUGCAGGGGAAGUAGGCCCUGAGACACAUAGAGAUGUACUCACACCUGCUGAGGCCCCCAGUGCAGUGCAGGAUCUGACAGCAGUAGCGGAGGACUCCGUGUCAGUGCGUGUGAGCUGGAGGAUCCCAGGCCAGCCCAACGGCCUCAUCACCCACUACAGGCUCCUGGUGCUGUCAGCUGGGACGCUGCUCCAGGACAUCACCCUGCACGGACCACAGGACCUGAACGGGACUGGUCUCUACGGCAAUGCGACACCACCUCUAAAUGGCGACAACAACUCUCGACGUAUUAAGAGAUCAGCUGACUUCAGCUUGACCUCCUCGCCUCCUGCCUUCACGGUCACGCUCUCCGACCGUGCGCCCCCGACCAGCAUGGCUGUAUCCAGCCUCACCCUCAGCGCUUCAACCAUUCCUAACCACAGCCUCAGCCCCACCCCUACCCCUGACCGCAGGGUCACUACAAGCUUCCUUACCAGUGUUACCAGUCUGCCCGCCACGCCCCCACCUUGGCUGACAAACCAACCACAGACCAGAGACAUGACCUCAUACGCCGUCAGCCCCGGCCAGCCACGCCUCUCCACUCGCGCUGCCGUCACAGGAAACGCAGACGUGCCGACUCACCCCUCCACACAGGCUGCCUCCACACUCACCUCGGGAGGUGUGUUGCUGACAGAGAAACUGGUGGAUAUGUUGUUGGAGCAGCAGUCCCACAUGGUGACUGGACUGAGCCCCUUCACUGAGUACACCUUCACAGUGACCGCCGCUACUGUCAUGGGGGAGGGCCCUUCCACACACACCAGCGCGAAGACCCGCGAGCAGGUACCCAGCUCAGUGGUGGGUGUGUCCUACCAGAACAUUAGCUCCACCUCCAUCCUGGUGCGCUGGUCUCCACCUCAGAGCCCUAACGGACUGAUCACACACUACACCGUCUACGGCCUCAAGCUCUACAGCAACCAGGCACUGCAGCGAGUCACUCAAAAUACCAGCAUACUGCUCACAGGCCUGGAGAAGUACACUUGGUAUAAAUUACGUGUGGCGGCGUCGACGGCAGUAGGAGAGAGCUCUUUGUCUGACAAAGACGACAUCUUUGUGGUCACUCCGGAGGAUGAGCCAGACUCCCCCCCUAGGAACCUGACCGUGAUAGAGACCACUCCCUCCACCGCCACUCUGGCCUGGUCCCCCCCAGUGAAGGCCAAUGGGGUGAUCCAACAGUACGAGGUCCUCUAUGAGAACCAAUCGUACUCUGCCAUGCUGAACUCUUCCUCUGCCAGAGUGACUUUGAGCCAGCUGAAGCCGUCCUCCUACUACAACGUGUCUGUCAGGGCAUACACACGCCAUGGACACGGGAACCAGACCUCACUCCCCCUGCACAUGCUGUCGGGGGAAGAUGUUCCAGGCAGUGCUCCAUACGACCUCUCCUACGUAUCCGUCAGUCCCAGUGAGGUGAACGUGACCUGGAAGCCCCCCCUGGUACCCAACGGGGUCAUCACACACUACAGCAUGCAGCUGUGGAACUCCUCCCACUACCUCAACCUCACCUCCCCCACCAGCUACGCCACCAUUACCCACCUGAGGAAGUACGCCCACUACCGCCUCACCGUGCAGGCGCACACUCGCGUCGGCCCCGGGAACCAGACCAGCGAUCCACUCAACAUCACCACCCUGGAGGAUGUCCCAGACACACCCCCUCAGUUCCUCCAGGCCAGGAAGUUGUCAGACUACCAGGUAGAGUUGUCGUGGGAAGCUCCUCUAGAGGCCAACUCAGAUAUACUCUACUACUUGGUCAGAGUCUGGAAUGAGACGUCAGAGCAGUGGCAGAACGUGACAGAGACUGUGGUGGUGAUCGAUGUGGACUCAGAGAGUCGCUACAACGCCUCUGUAUCCAGCUGGACCCGGCUGGGGGACGGAGGGGUGCUCAUAUAUAUCAGCUUCACCACCACCGACACAGAGCCCUUUGACCCCCCUCAGAAUGUGUCAGUGGUGAACGUGACCUCCUCUGCUGUCACUCUGCUGUGGAACCCCCCCACUCAGCCCAACGGCAUCAUCACUCACUACACCAUACUAUACAUGGACAACACCACUGAGAAACAGCAGAGAGCCCCAGUGCCUGUGCUGGCCCCUGGGCCCCUGGGCUGGCUGUACUCCUACCGCCUGUCUGGUCUGUUAGGGGGUAGUACCUACAGUCUGUGGAUGACCUCCAGCACCAUACAGGGAGACGGAGGGGUCAGCAGCCCCCCCCUGACCAUGCUCACUCCUGAGAACGUCCCCAGUGACCCGGUCCACAACCUGAGCGCUCAGAUCUUCAGCUCCACCGCCAUCAUCGUCAGCUGGGACCCUCCCCAGGAGCCCAACGGACGCCCCUUCUACCUGCUCACCCUGGAGGAGGCAGGCCACAUCCCUGGCCCCCCAGGGCCCAACGCCGGGCCCCCCCCGGUCAACAAGACCAUCACCAAGACGACCACAGACACCGUCUUCCUCUUCACCAAACUCAGGAAGUACUUCCCCUACGUGUUUACGGUUACUCCGGCAACCGGAGCCGGCCCGGCCCACAAUCACACCAGCACGCUGCAUCUGAGGACGGACGAUGACAUCCCUAGUUCUGCCCCAGUGCUGGUGUCCAGCAGGAAUCUGUCCUCGUCUUCCCUGUCUGUGGCGUGGCAGCGUCCCCUGGAGGCCAACGGAGAAAUAACCGAGUACCUCGUCACUCUGUUUGGCCCCGGAGGGUCCAACACCACCCAGACCCCCAACACCACCCUCACCCUCACCCAGCUCCAGCCCUACACUCCCUACAACCUCUCCAUCACCGCCGCCACGCGCAAGGGCUCGGGCCCUGCUCUCCUGCUGCUGCUGCACACUGACGAAGCAGGGCCGAUGUCCCCUCCGAGGAAUUUAUCCAUCUCUAACUAUACUGCCUCCUCUGUGUGGCUCAGCUGGGAGCCCUCCCUGGAGCCUAACGGAGUGGUCACACACUACGGCUUCAGGAUCCACGAGCUCAACACACAGACAGUCUCAUACCAGAACUCCUCAGGUCCGUGGACGGCAGCCCAUCUGGCAGGCUUCAGGCCCCACAGCUCCUAUGAGAUCAGUGUGUGCAGCUACACCAGAGUGGGCCACGGAGACCAGUUCAGCCUCGCUGUCUCCUUCACCACCAACGAGUCAGUGUCCGAUGCUGUGAGGAACCUCUCGUGCUCAGGGGUGAGCUGGGACUCAGUCCAGCUGACCUGGGAGCCCCCGACCAACCCCAACGGCCAGAUCCUCUUCUACCAGAUCCAGGUGGACUCGCACACACACUCCCUCACACACCAGGCCCCCGCGCCCCAGUACGUGGUGAGUGGCCUCCACCCGGAUGAAGAAUACACACUCACCGUGACGGCCGUCAACUCGGCUGGCCCUGGGGAGAAGAUCAACUGCACUGCUGACACGCACCCAGAGUCAGUUCCAGGCGUCCCUCGGUUCCUCAACGUGUCUGGGGUCACGCCCACGACUGUGACCCUACGCUGGGCUCCGCCCCUCUCCGCUUCGGGCAUGCUCACUGAGUACCACAUCACCGUGGAGCUUAUUUCCACCACCUGCCAGUCAGACGAGAGCUCCGGGACACACAUGGCCUCCGGUGGUGAGCCUGGCCCCGCUCUGGGCCCUGGCUGUGUGGAUUCCAGGAAGGUGGUGCCUGUGAACGGUUCUGGUGGUUCUGGGGAGAACCCUAGUGUGACCCUCCAGUCUCUGGCCAAGUACAGACAGUACCGCUUCAGAGUGGUGGCGCUGACCAACGCUGGGGAGGGGGAACCCACACCCUGGAGCUACACGCGCACACUGGCUGGAAAGCCGGACGCCCCUCCUCAUGCCCUGGUAGCGACCCCCACGUCCAACAGCCUCCGCAUCCAAUGGGACGCUCCCACGGUGCUCUCUGGCCCCACCUCCUAUCUCAUAGACAUCUUUUCGUUGGAUAGCAUAGGGGUCAACCUCUCUCUGGUCCGCGCUCCCGGGGAGAUGAGGACCCUGGUGGUGUCUAACUUGACGGCGUUCACUCGCUACUCUGUGACCGUGACGGCAUUCACGGGGCUCGUGGUCGACGCUCGGACGGACGGGAAGGCGAGCCCGCCCCUUAUCAUCCGAACUCUGGAGGAAGAGCCCAGAGACCCCCCCACAAACGUGACCCUGCUGGUAAUUCCAGAGGAAGUGACACGUGUGUUGGUGAACUUUGCUCCCCCUGAGAAGCCCAAUGGGAACAUUAGCUCCUACACAGCCCAGGUGUAUAGCCAGGGUCAACUGCAGAUGACCAUCAAUGACCUGGUCGUGGUCUACCACAAGAACAACACCCUGACCGCUGUCAUACACGGCCUGAAGGGAGGACUCAACUACAGCAUACGGAUAGCAGCAGUGAAUGGAGCAGGUUUAAGCCCCCCCAGCCCAGAGGUGAAAAUCACCACAGGGAUCAAAGCCCCUGCCAAGCCCGACAGCAGACCGCAGGCAAUGGUGGACCGUUCUGGAGUUGCCAUAGUAACCUCCAGGAGCAUCAGCAUCAUCAUGCCCCACUGUUACUAUAGCGAUGACAAUGGGCCAAUCAGUAGGAUCCAGGUCAUUGUGGCAGAGUCAGGUGUGAUGGACAGCAGGAAUCUGACCAACUGGCAGAACGCCUACCUCCAUCGCCCCACCCCCUACCUGACGGACCCGGGCUUCCCUAACCCUUCGUGUGCCACGGACGCACCGCCGGGUAGGAGCGCGUUGGUACGAGACGGCGGCGAGCGUCUUCUAGACGUGUACGUGAUAGGAGAGGACGACCGCUGUCUGGCCGAGGCGAGGACGGACACGCUCUGCAAUGGACCCCUCAAACCUAAUACUGUCUAUGUAUUUCAAUUCCGGGCCACGAACAUCAAUGGACAGUACACUGACUCAGACUUCUCCGAGCAUGUCAGAACGGCAGUGGAUGGGUUGUUGACCCGCGACGAACAGAUCAUUCUGGGCGUCCUCCUCUCCUUCUUCCUGGCUGUGCUCCUCAUCCUCAUCAUCUACGCCUCCGUCAGGAUUCGCCAGCGCCAGAAGGAGGGCGGGACUUACUCUCCCAGAGAGGCGGAGAUCAUUGAGACCAAGUUUAAACUAGACCAGCUGAUCACUGUGGCAGACCUGGAACUGAAGGAAGAGAAGCUACACCGGUACUCUUCUUUCUUCUUUAGGCGGAAGGAGAUAUUUGUCAUCCAGCUUCUCAGUUACAGGAAGUCCCUCAAACCGGUCAAUAAGAAGUCCUUCCUGCAGCACGUGGAAGACCUGUGUGCCAAUGAUAAUUCCAAGUUUCAGGAGGAGUUUUCUGAGCUUCCCAAGCUGCUGCAGGACUUGGCAACCUCAGAUGCAGACCUGCCCUGGAACAGGUCUAAGAACCGCUUCACCAACAUCAAGCCAUACAACAACAACCGCGUGAAGCUGCUCUCGGAGCCAGGCAUGCCCGGGUCUGACUACAUUAACGCCAGCUUCAUCUCUGGCUAUCUGUGUCCUAAUGAGUUCAUAGCUACCCAGGGUCCUCUGCCUGGCACUGUGGCAGAUUUCUGGAGGAUGAUUUGGGAGACCAGGACACGCACCAUCGCCAUGCUCACACAGUGCUAUGAGAAGGGCAGGAUCCGGUGUCACCAGUACUGGCCGGAGGACAACAAGCCGGUGACAGUGUUUGGCGACAUCAUCAUUACCAAGCUGACCGAGGACGUCUACCCCGAUUGGACUGUCAGAGCGCUCAAAGUUGAAAGGCAUGGGGACUAUAUGGUGGUCCAUCAUUUCAACUACACGUCCUGGCCAGAGCAUGGGGUCCCUGAGUCCAGCAGCACUCUCAUCCAGUUUGUCAAAGCCAUUCGGGCCAACAGGCACGACAACACCACCAUGGUGGUACACUGCAGUGCUGGUGUGGGCAGGACAGGUGUGUUCAUUGCUCUCGACCACCUCAUUCAGCACAUCAGUGACCAUGACUUUGUGGAUGUGUACGGGCUCGUGGCAGAGCUACGCAGUGAGAGGAUGUGCAUGGUACAGAAUCUGGCACAGUACAUGUUCCUGCACCAAAGCACCUUAGACCUCCUGAGCAGUAAAGGGAACAGCCAGUCCAUUUGGUUCGUCAACUACUCUGCCCUGGAGAAGAUGGACUCGCUGGACGCGAUGGAGGGUGAUAUUGAGCUGGAAUGGGAGGAGACCACCAUGUAAUGACUGACACAUUUACAACCUGGUGUCUGAUGAAGAGACACAGUUCGCUGAGUCAUAGGGCCA